Messenger RNA from Rhinopithecus roxellana (golden snub-nosed monkey), 3703 nucleotides. RefSeq names its product pleckstrin homology and RhoGEF domain containing G4B (gene PLEKHG4B). Gene Ontology annotation, molecular function: guanyl-nucleotide exchange factor activity. Lineage: Eukaryota; Metazoa; Chordata; Mammalia; Primates; Cercopithecidae. The coding region runs from base 1 to 3642 and encodes 1213 amino acids. The record is from RefSeq and is a predicted model, not a curated record. The transcript is spliced from 18 exons.
AUGGAGGCCCUGCGGAACCCCAUGCCCCUGGGCAGCUCUGAGGAGGCCCUCGGGGACCUGGCCUGCAGCUCCCUGGCUGGAGCCAGCAGAGACCUGGGGACUGGGGCAGCAGCCAGUGGGACUCAGGAGGAAAUCUCCGGCCCCUGGGGAGACCCCCAACAGACCCCAAGUCUAGAGAAGAAGAGGCACACGCCCAGCCGGGCAGGUCCAGGAGCCACGGGGCGGACCCUUCCCAGGAGGUCUCGGUCCCGGGAAAGGGCGCCCAGAAGCUCCGGAGGGGCCCAGGUUGCAGCCUGCCACACCUCACACCACUCAGCUGGCGCCAGGCCUGGGGGCCACCUAGGAGGACAAGCUGUGGGGACCCCAAACUGUGUCCCAGUAGAGGGUCCCGGCUGCAUCAAAGAGGAAGACGUUCUUGCGUCCUCAGCCUGUGUCAGCACAGACGGCGGCAGCCUCCAUUGCCACAACCCCAGCGGGCUUUCCGAUGCGCCUGCUCAGCAGCCACGCCCUGAGCGAGAAGGGUGGCCGCCAGGCACAGGGGACUUCCCCAGCCAGGUGCCCAAGCGGGUGCUGGAUGUCAACCAGGAGCUGCUGCAGUCCGGGGUCAUCACCCUCCCAGGGACCCGAGACCGUCAGGGCAGAGCGGUGGUGCAGGUCCGCACCAGGAGCCCACUCUGGACCAGGGAACACUCGUCCUGUGCCAAGCUGACCCGACUGCUGCUGUACUUCCAUAGCAUCCCCAGGAAGGAGGUCCGGGACCUGGGGCUGGUCAUCCUGGUGGACGCACGCAGGAGUCCAGCCGCCCCUGCUGUCUCCCAGGCCCUCGCGGGAUUGCAGAACAACACAUCUCCUAUAAUUCAUAGUAUCUUGCUGUUGAUAGAUAAAGAAUCUGCAUUUAGGCCUGACAAGGAUGCAAUAAUUCAGUGUGAGGUCGUGAGCUCCCUGAAGGCCCUGCACAAAUUUGUCGACAGCUGCCAGCUGACCACAGACCUCGAUGGCUCCUUUCCCUACAGCCAUGGUGACUGGAUCUGCUUCCGUCAGAGGCUGGAACACUUCGCUGGAAACUGCGAAGAAGCCAUCAUUUUCCUACAGAAUUCAUUCUGCUCCCUGAACAUCCACAGAACCCCAGGUACAGCCCAGGAAGUUGCCGAGUUAAUUGACCAGCAUGAGACGAUGAUGAAGCUUGUCCUGGAAAACCCACUGCUCGUGUCCCUCAGGCUGGAGGGGGGCACCGUCCUGGCACGGCUGAGGAGAGAAGAACUCAGCACAGAAGAUGGCCGGGACACCCUGGAGGCUGCCACCAGCCUGUACGACCGAGUGGAUGAGGAGGUGCACAGGCUAGUCCUUGCCUCGAACAAUCGUCUCCAGCAGCUGGAGCGCCUCCGGGAGCUGGCAUCACUCCAGGACAGGAAUGACCAGCAAUCCUGCCAGAAAGGACUGCAGCUGGUGAAGGAGAACCCGCAUCAUACAGAGGAAAUGGUCCAGGAUUUCAGAAGGGGCCUGAGUGCUGUGGUCAGCCAGGCUGAGUACAGGAAGGGAGAGCCGGCCAGGUGGACCCGCCCAUCCGAGUUGUGCGAGACGGCGAGCAGCUGGCUGGGGCCCCUGGACCCGGAGGCUUAUCCCUCCUCACCCGUGGCUGAGUGUUUGAGGAGCUGUCACCAGGAGGUUACCUCGGUGGCUGCAGAGGCGUGGGCAUCGCAGCAAGACCUGUGGCUGCAGUGCCCUCAGACCCGGCUCCAUCUGGAAGAGGCCCUUUCUGAGGCCGCCCCAGGCCCCAGCUCACCGCCCCUUGCCCAGAGCCCCCCAAAGCGUGAGUGUGCUCAGGAGGCCAUGAGGAGGCCUCGUAAGCCAGCCUCAGUUCCCAGCACGGACACUGAGGAUGGUGCCUGGGAACCCAGCCUCCCUGGACGAGCGCUUCUGUGUGGACAGGACGGGGAGCCCCUGGGCCCAGGGCUGUGUGCUCCGUGGGACCCAGUGUCCCCCCUCAGGGGCCUUUCAGGAGCAGCGGCCACCACGGCCCACCCGCAGGACAGCUCUGCCUGCUCCUCUGAGCCCACCCAGACCCCGGCCAGCCACCCCAGGAAACAUCCCCAGAAGAAAAUGGUAAAGAAAAUGCAAAGUUUCGAGAUACCUCAGCCCGACAGUGGCCCCAGGGACUCCUGCCAGCCAGGCCAUACCGGUGUCUUCAGCAAGGGCCUGGAGGUAACCAGCAUUGUGGCCACAGAGAAGAAGUUCCUGCUGCAGCCGCAGGCCAGGAGCCCCCUGGUCACUCGGAGCCAGAGUCUGUCCUCUCCCUCGGGGCUCCACCCUGCUGAGGAAGACGGGAAGCGGCAGGUGGGCAGCAGCCGACUGAGGCACAUCAUGGCCGAGAUGAUCGCCACGGAGAGGGAGUACGUCCGGUGCUUAGGAUACGUCAUCAAUAACUAUUUUCCGGAAAUGGAGAGAAUGGACCUGCCCCAGGGCCUUCGAGGGAAGCACCACGUUAUUUUUGGCAACUUGGAGAAGCUCCACGACUUCCACCAGCAGCACUUCCUCCGGGAGCUGGAGCGCUGUCGGCACUGCCCCUUGGCCGUGGGCCGCAGUUUCCUGAGACACGAAGAGCAGUUUGGGAUGUACGUGGUCUACAGCAAGAACAAGCCACAGUCGGACGCCCUGCUCAGCAGCCACGGCAACGCCUUCUUCAAGGACAAGCAGCGGGAGCUAGGUGACAAGAUGGACCUGGCCUCCUACCUGCUGCGGCCCGUGCAGCGUGUGGCCAAGUACGCGCUGCUGCUCCAGGACCUGCUCAAGGAGGCCAGCCGCGGCCCGGUCCAGGGGCAGGAGCUGGGCGAGCUCCGAGCCGCCGAGGUCGUGGUCUGCUUCCAGCUGCGCCACGGCAAUGACCUGCUGGCCAUGGACGCCAUCCGCGGCUGUGACGUGAAUUUGAAGGAACAGGGGCAGCUGAAAUGCCGAGAUGAGUUUAUCGUUUGCUGCGGGAGGAAGAAGUAUCUGAGGCACGUGUUCCUCUUUGAAGACCUCAUCCUGUUCAGCAAGACCCAGAAGGUGGAGGGCGGCCACGAUGUCUACCUGUACAAGCAGUCCUUCAAGAUGGCCGAGAUCGGGAUGACAGAGAACGUCGGGGACAGUGGCUCGAGGUUUGAGAUUUGGUUUCGCAGGCGGCGGAAAUCUCAGGACACCUACAUUCUCCAAGCAAGCUCGGCAGAGGUCAAGUGUGCGUGGACCGAUGUCAUAGGGAGGAUCCUGUGGAGGCAGGCGCUGAAGAGCAGAGAACUCAGAAUCCAAGAAAUGGCAUCCAUGGGGAUAGGCAACCAGCCAUUCAUGGACGUCACGCCCAGCGAUCAGGCCCCCAAAUGUACAGUGAUAAGCGACCGGGCCCGCAACAACAUCAUCAAGGGCACAGAGUCACAAAUGAGAGGGCCUACCGCGGUGUCCUCCUCUGACCAUGCCACCCCCUUCAAGCGACCACACUCCACCAUCUCGGACAGCAGCACCUCCUCUUCCAGCAGCCGGUCCUCCUCCAUCCUGGGGUCGCUGGGCCUGCUUGUGUCCUCCAGCCCAGCCCACAGCCCCUGGUCGUCUGACAUCAGAGCCUGCAUCAAGGAAGACGAGCCGGAGACUGGGCACCCAGGCUGCAGUGCGUGAGGGCGCUCCUGCUGUGUUGUGAGCCACGCAUGCCAGGCCUGACCACUGUGGGGGUGGCGAU